This is a messenger RNA of Impatiens glandulifera, 1870 nucleotides long. RefSeq names its product small RNA degrading nuclease 5. The transcript is spliced from 14 exons. The record is from RefSeq and is a predicted model, not a curated record. Lineage: Eukaryota; Viridiplantae; Streptophyta; Magnoliopsida; Ericales; Balsaminaceae. Gene Ontology annotation, cellular component: nucleus. Gene Ontology annotation, molecular function: nucleic acid binding; exonuclease activity. Bases 49 to 1791 code for a protein of 580 amino acids.
UCUAUAUUGUACUUUGUUUCUCGAGACAACAAGGGAGAAAGAGACGCCAUGCCCUCACCUGAACACCAAUGCCAAUCUCUGGCUCUCGAAGAGAAGAAAUCAACUAAAGAUAAAGAUGAGGACAACCCAGCUUACUUUGACGUCUAUGGUCCAGAAGGAAAAGCUGAGGUGGAUUUUAACACACCUGCAGCAAACUCAACCUUGAAUUUGCAGGAUGUUCAAGGACUUGUCACUUGGGUGCUAGCUGAAGGAUUCAUGCCGUCGUGGGUUUUUAUCAGGAACAAGCCUUUGAUACCAAAAGUGGUUCUUCUUUAUGUUCCUGGUCUUGACGCUGCUCUGUACUUAUCCCAAUCGAAAAUACUUAAAGGUUUCAAAAAAUGCUGUGGUAUACCAAGGCCAGUAUUAGCACUUAGGUUGAGCAGCUGUGUAUCAGAUGGAAUGCAGACUAUAGAUGCGCUCCUUACAAGUAGGGUGAAAAGGAAAAGAGUUGAGACUGAUUCAGUUUCAAUAGAAAAUAUCCAGGCGAAUUCUCAAGGAAGUCUUAAUUCUAUCACAGAAAAUUCAGCAUCCGAAGAUGUCCUGAAGGAUAUUCCAUUCCCAAUCGAAUACUAUACACUCACAGCUCAGCAAUUGGAAGAAAAUGGUUAUAUCCAAAAUCAAUCAGGGUUUGUUUCAACACGUGCGUCUCCUUCAGGGACCCCUCCUUUUAAAAUGUUAGCACUUGAUUGUGAGAUGUGUAUCACGAGCGAAGGAUUUGAGCUAACAAGAAUCACCCUGGUUGACAUUAAAGGGCAGGUAAUGAUAGAUAAACUUGUAAAGCCUUCAAAUGCCAUUCUUGAUUACAAUACAAGGUAUAGUGGAAUCACAUCUGAGAUGCUAUCUGGAGUCACCACUACUCUGAAACAUGUUCAGGAUGAAUUUAUAGAGCUGGUAUUCAAAGAGACCAUUCUAGUUGGGCAUUCCCUGGAGAAUGAUCUGUUGGCUCUAAAGAUCUCUCAUGAUUUGGUCAUAGAUACAGCAGUAUUGUAUAAGCACCAUCGUGGUAAGUCUUACAAGACUGCACUUCGCGUGCUAACUAGAAGACAUCUUUCAAGGGAGAUACAAGAUUCGUGUAAUGGGCACGACAGUAUUGAAGAUGCAAAGGCCGCCAUGGAAUUGGCACUGCUGAAAAUUAGACACGGACCUGAUUUUGGUUCUCCGCCAUCAUCUAUCCGGAAAAAGCUUCUUACAGUACUGAACGAGUCCGGAAAGGCUGCAACUCUGAUCGAUGAUCUAUACAUUGUGAAGAGGUACGGUUCCGAAUCUUCAAAUGCUAUUCCAGUAACUUCUGAUGAUGAUGCACUCUCAAAGGCCAGAAAAGAGGUGAAGAAUGAAAAGGUACAAUUUGUGUGGACGCAGUUUUCUGAGUUAAAUUCCUACUUAAAAAGACAAGCAGAAGAUACUGAGAGGUUCAAUGCAAGAGUUGCAGAGAUGAUAUCGUUACUUACAUGUGAGAAGAAGUUGGCUGAUCGAAAAGGCGUAAAAUAUAGUAUACAUGAUGACCUGAAGGAGAUAUUAACCCAUUUGGAUGGUAGAAUCAAAAUGCUGCACUCCAGUUUGCCUAACAAUACCAUGCUCAUCAUUUGCACAGGACAUGGAGACACUGCAGUUGUUCAGAGAUUGAGAAAAAUGCUUAUGGACGAAACUGAGACAUCUUCUUCCUCAAUGGGCCGUGAAAAGAUUGUGAAAGUGUUGGAAGAAUUGCAGGCGCAAGCAGAAGUAGGAUUGUGCUUUGUGAAUAUAAAACAUUGAAAUAUGGGUUGUGAUAUUUAAAAUGGUCUAUUUAUUAUAUCUCCUAUCUUUGAUGUAGCUUGGAAGGGGACUUUUUGUC